AUGGCAGCCUACUUGUGCCGGUUGCAUCACAUUGGUCUCCACGUUACAAACGUGGACAAAAUAGCGUAUGACCUUGUUGCCAAGUUCAAAUUUAAUCUAUUUGCUGCGAGACUGACAGAACAAUCAAGACAAUUCGCCUUCAGGAAGGGAUCGGCGGUUUUCAUCGUAAACGAACGAUUGAAUCACCCCCUCCAUAGUUUGAAUGGGGGAGUGUCAAGAGGACAGAACAGUACGUCUCCUCCAGCGCAAGGUCUGAGCAAAAUAUACUCUAAUGUUUUCAAAGUUGGGGACAGAAUCGGUAACUCUGACUGUAGGCUUCUUUACGACGUCCAGCGUAACUACUCCGUGGAUACUGCGUGCAACGUGUGUUUUGAAGUGAAGGAUGUGGAGAGGUCAUUCAGAGCUCUCCGCAGCCUAGGGUGCGACUUCCUCGUGCCUCCAACAAAUGUUGAGGAUGACAGAGGAGUUGUUUCUUAUUCCGUUGUGAAAUCCAUCGUGGGCAAUGUUUGCCACACGCUAAUCGACAAGACGAAAUACAAUGGACCAUUUUUACCCGGUUUUCAAGAGGUUGAAAAUGUGACGAAGAAUGAGGCACGUGUUGAGGAACUGUCAUCUUGUCCGAUUACUCAUUUUGAUCACAUAACAUAUGCGUGUCCUAGGAAAAGCACACCUGACGUUAUGCGAUGGUACGAGAAGCACUUUGGCUUUCAGAGGUUUUUCAUCGAAAGGAAUGAGGAUGUGAAUGAGGGAUACGUGCUGGACGAAGACGGGAUCGGUCUGCGUCUGACUGCCAUGGAGUACUGGAAAUGCAGUGAGUCAGGAGUGAAACUCCCUUUUGAGGACAAGAAGGAGCCUGACUGCAAGUUUGUCAUCGCAGAGUCACUGCCUGACCAAGGGAGAAACCAGGUGGAUACUUUUUUGGAGGAGCACAAGGGGGCAGGGAUCCAGCACGUGGGGCUGUACACCAAGGACAUCGUCUCCACGGCACGCAGCCUGUCUCAUGCCGGGGUGGAAUUCUUCUCCCCUCCUCCCGCCUACUACACUGAGGUGGGGAAGCAGCAGGAGAUAGUGGACGCAGGUCACGACCCUCGGCUGCUGUCCCAGCACGGCAUCCUUCUGGACACUGACCUACGCCAGGACGCAUCGGACUCCCCCUGCCAUCUCACAACCCCCGAGAACAAAAGAUACCUCCUCCAGGUGUUCACCAAGCCCAUUUUUGCGGAAGACACUUUUUUCCUGGAACUGAUCGAGCGAAGGGGGGCGUCCGGUUUCGGGGAGGGGAACAUCCGAGCCCUGUGGAGAUCCGUGCAGACGUACAUGGAAAGCGAAAGAGAGAAGGGGCAGAUGCAGAGCCCAGAGAGCGUGACAGUGCAAAGCGGACAAAGCUGACAGCGCCAACUAAUGGUGCCACUGGCAAAGAACCUUCACAAACCUGUUCCUGGAUGUUCACCUGUUAAAAACUGCGGGCACUUAAAAAGAAACUACAGAUGGAAUUAAUAUAGAAAUUAUAAUAUAUAAUAUAUUCAAUUGAAUAGGUUUACAUGGCUACUUUCAGUAACCACAAAAUGUGACAUUGUAUUGUGGUGUAAAAUUCAUGCCCCCUCAGGCUAUCGCUGGAACAUCUCUAAAGGAUCUAAGAGACUAAUGACAGAGUAAAUGCAACCAGUCUAUGCAACCACAUCACAUCCCUCACUGCUAAGAUAGAGGUAUUAACUGAACCACGCUGUCAGUGGAAGCCAUAAACAUGACAGGGAAGAAUGAUCACAGGUACUCCGCAGACCGUAUAAACGCUUCUCCUUUAUUACCCCAUACAAAUCAAAUCGGCUUUGCAAAACAGUCCAGUAUUUAAUCUGUCCUCAGCCAUUGUUACAGAUGUUCAGAGCAAACACAGUUGAGCAAGUGGUCAUGGGAUUUUGUGCUUGACAAUAAUAAAGCAGGUCCUCAAGGGCCAGCCAAACCGAGAACAGCAGGUAUGCGUAAAUGCACUUCGGUACCGGGCCAACACCACUUGCACUGUUCCUACCACUGGUCUCAAUUAAACGAGUAUUGACCAGUGUGACUGUCACAGCUACAGUGAUUGUUUUCAUACAUUUCCUAUGGCACCUCUACACUUUGUGUAUAUAUAUGUAUAAGUUCAUUUAACAUUUGUCAUUGUCUCAAAAAAAGAAAAUCCUAACAGUUGUGCUAUUGUGCCAAACUUUUUUUUAAUCUUUUAAACAUACUUAAGCAACAAAAAACCGAACAGAGGUAGCCAUGGGUCGUUUCUCCCUAAAAAUAUAAGACUUCUAGAUGAUCUUAAGGUAGCAGCAGUAGCAGCAGCCUCCUACUUUUAUGAGAAGCAUUCUGCAUUGUACAUUAAAGAUGAACCAACGCUGCCCGUUUCCACCUACACCAACUGCUGCCCACAUUGAGUUCACAUCACCAGUAACAGGUGCAGCUUUCGGCUCUCAGUGCACACUACCCAUCUGACGUGUGGCCGUGCUGUGCGGACGCCGGCCCCUUCCUCUCUACACCCAUCUAGUCUCUUGUCGCUUGACUGCUAGGCGCUGUCGUCUGGCGCUUCUACAAGCCAGCCCAUCUGGUGUCUGACUUUUUUUUUUGAGGGGUUUUGGUGGUCUAACUGUAGACACAGAAGGCACAGAAUCCUGGGCGAGGUCUUUUUUUCCCACCUCCCUGCUUGUACACUACGGCGUGUGUCUAUGAGGUCUGUCGAUAGUAAUACCAUAGCCAUUCACUGGAUUUCCCCUCCAUUUCAACACAGCAGGACAUCCCUUCCCUUCCAUAUAUACAUAAACCCAUCCUCCCACAGAGGGGCUAAUUUCACAACAGUAGUUGCCGUUCACAGUAGAUGUGGUGGCUUUACGAGUUGGAGGCAAGAGCAAAACAAAAUUCAUAACUCCACCACACCACAGAAAGGAGCUUCUUGGUAUUAUAAUGCUUAUUCUGUCAGCCCAAAAAAUUGCACAUAAGUCACAAUGUUUUUGCUCCUGGUGGAAAGAGCAAACUUAACCAAUGGCACAAUUAAAAAGCAUUGGAAAGGACAAUUGGGGGAAAAAAAGAACAGUACAAUGUCAGUGAUAUUUGAGGAUAAGAAACUGACACUGUGUCAUAAUAUUAACCAUGGUACACUGGUUACAGAAGCUCACCCCUCAGUAGGUUAUAGCAUAAUGAAUUGUAAAUCUGUAUUUUGUUGAAGUAAGAGACAACAUCUAUUACCACUUCAUCUGAUUGCUGAAGGAAGUUAAAUGUGUACAAGAUGAGCCUGAUAACAAAAGCAAUCAUAGUUUUCAUCUUUGCUUAACGUGAACAGAUUAGACCAAGACUCUAGCUAACCCCUUAAUUUGGCUCAGUAAAAGAACCUUUGAAGGCCACAGAAAAACACAAUUUCCCUUUUCGUUUCGAUAAAUACAAAAACAAGGCAAAACAGUGCAAGAGGUAAUGGAACAAAUGGAUUAUCUAAGUUGUUCAUACAUCUGACGCUCAUCCGUGAAGAGCAAAGUGGGAACCCAGCCAUUUCACUGGUGUGAUCUAACCUAACCAAGCUGGCACCAGCUGGAAGUGUACUCUUCAGCAGUCAGUACAAUAUGUGGUAUUCUCUUCUGAACAUGGAACAAAAAACUCCAUUCAUCAGGGAAAUGAUCUCCACAAUCCCAUUAGUGAGGGUUAAAAUGAAGGCAGACUUAAAAAAAAAAAAAA
Molecule: messenger RNA, 3696 nt
Organism: Megalops cyprinoides (Indo-Pacific tarpon)
Lineage: Eukaryota; Metazoa; Chordata; Actinopteri; Elopiformes; Megalopidae
Product: 4-hydroxyphenylpyruvate dioxygenase-like protein
Exons: 5
Coding region: 1-1389 (462 amino acids)
Biological process (GO): aromatic amino acid metabolic process
Molecular function (GO): 4-hydroxyphenylpyruvate dioxygenase activity
Source: RefSeq, a predicted model, not a curated record